GUCAUUGGAGCUGAUUCAGUCAGGUGGAUUGGGGUGGCUGUGAGAUGGCGGAAAGAGGCAGCGAGCAGCCGGGGUUAAUCCGUCUUUGUUUUGCUGCCCCGCAGUAGAACUUCUCAGUGUCGAGUCCGGUUCGGAGACACACAGAGAAUUCGCUUACGGCGCAAACAUGUCCUGGAAACGAGCCAGGAGUGGAGAAUCUCCGAUAAGCCGACGCGCAAAAGACGUCCCGGAGCCGCUGCAGGAGAGUGCUCCCUCCCCGACCCUGCCUGCGGAUCAUGUGCUCCGCUCCGGAGCGGUGUUAUUCCCUGGUACUUUUGAUCAACAUGGUUGCCCUCUGGUUAUGUUCCCAGUGGAUGGGCAAUACAAACUCUCCUCAGACCUCAGCAAAGCUGAAGUGGUGGACUUCAUAAAUUACUUUCAGUAUCAGCACAAUAAGAAACUGGAAAAGCAGAGCAUGGUGUCAGUCGUGGCUGAUCUGAGGGAUGCCUCACUCUCUACCAUCAGUUUCAUUGUCGAGACUCUACUGCUGCUUGAGCUACAAAAGCGCACAGUCCACACUGUGUACAUCCUUCAGCCCAAAAAAAAGGAUCUUGAGAAGCUAAUGCUGAAGCUGCUGGCUCCAUCGAAGGAUUAUCCUGCUUCUUUCAAAAGGGUCCUUCUGAGAGAAAUCCCAGAGCUCCAGAACUACAUUGAUCGAAGCCAGCUACCAUGGUCACUGGGUGGAUACCUCAUGUACCGUCAUCAGAGCUGGGUUGCCUUCAUUAAGGAGAUUGAUGCGUUUGUCCAGGAGUUUGUGUCUGUAGUCCAGCGGCUGCCUUCAUGCAUCUCUGCACUGCAGGCUCUGUCCAGGCUGCCACUGCCCACCACCGUCAGCGAGCUCCGGCAAUUCUGCUUCGGCACUGAAGCCAAGUUUCAGCAGCUCAGGAGGGAGUUGGGGCUGGAGGAGCUACUGAGGAACUGUGAGAACUUGGUGGGGAAGCUGCGUUGGCCUGACAGGGAGCCGUGCUUCCAGGAUAUGGCUGGAACUGCCCUCUUCACUCAGAUGGCCUUUGAUAUGCUCCAGAACCAUAGCAGGAUAACUGCUGCUGUGGAAAAAGUGGAGUUGCUGUGGCAGCAGCUGUUUUCUAAAGCUCGUUUAAGGCUACGUGUGUUCCAGUUGCGUGAUAAUGCGCUGCAGGUUUCUGAGAAGAUUGAAACUCUUCUUCGAGAGAAGAUCCAGCCCUUCAAAGUAGAGAUUGCCAAGGACCCUACAAAAGCUGUGAUUCUGGUGUCUGAAUUUGAAGCAUCCAUCCACACUCCUGCUAUGGCACUUGUUCGCUGGGCUGAAGAUGUAAUCCAGGCUUCAGCAGAGAUUCCCCCCUUGGACAGUCAGCCCACAGGGAGCUGGGCUGCAGAUCUGGAGAGGCUGAAGGACAAACUUGACUCUGCCGUGAACUUGAUUCUGCAAACCCUCAGAGCAGUUUCCAGCUACCAUCGCUACUACAGCAAGGCCAGCUGCUGGUACAGUCUGGUCCUUUGCCAGAACUUCCUCCAGGAGCUCCUGUUGGGUGUUCGUGAAGAGGCUUCCUCCAUCCAGCUGCAGCAGAAGAACUGGGGGAUGAUGCCUGGGUGGAGAUGGAGGCUGUCCACUUUUCUGAAGAACAAUCCCCCUCCAGAAAUGGAGGAGCUGCUCCAUCUGUCUCAUUUGGCAAAUGCAAUCCCAGAUGAUGAGAUCCAGCAGAUGGGGAAACAAAUGUCUCAAAGGUGCUUGACACUGAGGAAACUUCUAAGCUCUUCAGGACCAGUGGCUGUCGAACAACUCCAGAUGGCCCUACAGUGGCAGUAUGAGUUACUGAGGGGCAACCAUGUGAAUCUCUUAUCUGCUGAUUCUACCACGUCAAAACCUGUGCCACACCAAGUUUCAGAGUCAAACCUCGCUAAAUGUAAAGGUGGUAAAGAAGCUGCCCAUGUCUUUGGAACAUCUCCCUUGUCCGGAGGUUCAGGGUCGGUGUCAGCUACGGGCAAACCGUCCUCCCCGUUUGCUGCAACCAGAGACUUUGCAAUACCUGCCUCAAGCCCGCCUCAAAUCCAUGACAUUAUUUCCAGUGUUUCAGAUUGUAGGGCUCACAGAGAGGAGCAUGACUUGGGCUCUAUAGGAAGCUCUCCUAAAGCUGAUUUGCUGAAUCAGUUUGAGAUCAAAGUAAAGCGCAUAGCUGCUGUGUCCAGUAACCCUUGGCUUAGCUUGCCGGUAGAGGAUUUGGAAAACUCUUACACUGUCAGCAGUACACAAAAUCCAGCACCUCAAAAAGUUGAUCACGAUUCUUCAGAUGAGCAUGUCAAUGGCACCCAGGCUAGCAGGUCUCAAAUUCAGCCUACACCGGAGGUUUUAAGGAGCACAGAACCCAGAGGAUCACAGAGCAGGGACUGGAUAUUACAUCCACAAAGUUGUGUGGAACAUCCUGAACUAAGUCCCAUUUGCAGUGUUCUCUCCAGCACAGUUAUUGAAGGAAAAGACAAGUCCAUCUGUUCCACAGAGGGGGUUCCCACUCUACUCUGGGAUUCUUAUGACCUCCAUGACCAAAAUGAAGAUGAUGAUGACGAUGAUGGCGAGUUGUCCAUGAAGGACUGGGAUGUGAAGGAAGAGGAAGGUCUGAGGGAAGUGGAGAAUAUCUUGGACAAGGCUGAUGAAAUAUUAGAGGAGGAGGAAAAUGUUCUGGCUCAGGAAGCUGUGCUAGAUGCACUGCUGAGGACAGAGGACAGGCAGGGUGUCUGGCGAUUGUGUGAUGGUGAGGACCAGCUUGAUACGAUGUCGUCCUACGAGCUGGCUGAAGCUGGUGUUCUUUGUUUCGAUGACUGCGUUGACUCUGCAGAAUCUGACUGUUUCAUUGACCUCGUGUCGGCUGGGUCUGCACGUGAAGCUAAUGCGGAUGGGCUUUACAGUGAAGCUCCAACGGUAUCUGACAGCAAGCCAGACCUGCUGAUGGAACUGAGAAAGGUUCAUAUCCUGGACGGGUUAAUCAUGGAAGAGAACUUGCAGAUCAACAAGUUUCGAUGCAGUAAAGAGAAACUCCACACUGAGCUCUCGGAGAGCAAACCUGUGGGUACAAAUGUGUUACUGACUUCACGCAAUGAGAGGGAGGCUUCACAUUUGCAGCUGGAAAAGGAGAAGAGGGAGGUGGAGGAGCUGGAGAAACAGAAUGAGGAUAUUGAUGAAGGGUUUAAAAAAUGUUCUAUAACUGAAAGGCCUAGAAAAGAUCAUGAUGAUCGAGUGCUCUGUGAUCUCUUUCCCAAUGGUUCUGGAAGAUCAGUCGCCAGCCUUGCCAUGGAUGGGUCUGUGAAUACACGUGUGACUAAAAUUAUUCAAGAUGUUUCAGACCUUAAGGUAACCAAAGGGGCUUCACCACAAGAUGUGGCUCAACUGCCACUUUCCCAGUGUCAAGAUGCUAGUGGUUGUACAACUGGUCUGUCAGUAUAUUACAAAAUUACCUUGAACAAUGUAUUUGAUUUACAGGAACCCUCAGAAGAGGCAGGUGUCCAAUCGCAAUACAUCGAUGGGAAUGAAUUGGCCAGGUCUGCUAGUUUAUGCAGUCCAGAAGCAUCUUUAAUCCCUGAAAUGAGGGUAGAUGAUGGCACCUUUGACCCAGGUGGAAAAUCACUCCUUCCCCCUGUAGCUAAGCCAAGAAAGUCUUUGCUUCCUGUGAAUGAAGCCCGUGCUGAACUCGAAGCUCCUCACUCCACAGAGGAGUCCUUAGAUCAUUAUUUUGUAGGUGAAGGCCAACUUCCUCUACAAAAUGAAGUACUUGAAGAGCUGCCAGAGAAUGUGCCUCCAGACACCAGCCACAGCUUGGUUUCCAGUCCAAAUGUAACACAACAUGAAAACGAUAACCAUGUACCCCCAGAGAACUGUUGGGCAUCAUUACAGUGCUCGUCUGCAAUAAUGACUAAAAAUGAAAAGAUGCCCACAUCUUUACUCAAACUACAUGUGCAGUCAGCAGAGGAAAUCCACACUUCACCUCCUGCAGAUGACCACCAACUCGAACAGUCUGUAUCCCAAGUGACUGCUGAUCAGCCUCUAGAGUUUGACUCGGGUGGAAGAGACGAACCAAAUGAAAAGCUACUAGAUGGCGUUCAGAGCUCUGAGGCUCUGAGAAUCUCUGGGUCACCUGAAAGUCAGAUCCAGUUUUAUAGCCCCAUGACGGAGAUUGCAGAUUUCAAGAGUCCAAUUGUACUGGAUUCAGGCUCUGGUUUGAUAAAGGCAGGAUUUGCAGAUCAAGACCUACCAAGCAUUAUAUUCCCCACAAUAAUUGGGGUGCCAAAGUAUGAGGAAGUACUGAAUGGUAACCUUGAAAGAGAGGCCUACAUUGGUCAUGCUGCAGAACACAUGAGAGGGGUUCUGACUCUGAAGCACCCCAUAAAGAAUGGAAUCAUUCACAACUGGGAUGAAAUGGAAAAGAUCUGGCAUCAUACGUUCCAGCAGCUGCGUGUGGAACCAGAAGAUCACCCGGUUCUUUUGACUGAAGCGGCCAUGAACCCUUUGAAGAAUCGGCAGCACGCGGUUGAGAUCAUGUUUGAGUGUUUCAACGUGCCUUUCACCUAUGUAGCCAUGCAAGCAGUGCUAGCGCUCUACGCAGCGGGAAGAACCACUGGUGUGGUGUUUGACUCUGGGGAUGGAGUGAGUCACAGUGUGCCUGUUUUUGAGGGAUACUGUCUACCUCAUGCUGUGCAACGCUUUCCCCUGGCUGGAUUAGAUGUUACACUGAAUCUUAAAAAGCUUCUCCGGGAACAGGGAGUGUGCAUGCGUACCACAGCAGAGGAGGAGAUAGUGAGGGAGAUGAAGGAGAAGUGCUGCUGUGUCUCUCUCAACUAUGAAGAUGAGCUAAAUCGGGGGCAGUCAUCCUGCAGAGAGAUGCAUUACACCAUGCCAGAUGGGCAGAUUAUUACCCUCAGCACAGAGAGGUUCAGGGCACCUGAGAUUCUGUUCAAACCUGAGCUGAUUGGACGGGACCAUUAUGGGAUGCACGAAAGCAUCUACAGGUCAAUCCUCAGCACAGACAUUGACCUGAGGCGCUGCUUCCUGGGAAACAUUGUACUUUCAGGUGGGAACACUCUGCUGCCCGGCCUGCCUGAGCGACUGCAGGAUGAAAUCAAAGGCCUGCUGCCCUCAGACAUGGGGGGCAGUGUUUGUGUAACCAGCCCCAAAGAUAGAGACUCCUCAGUGUGGAGAGGAGGAGCAGUGUUGGCAAAUAUGCCUACCUUUACCUCUGCAUGGAUCAGUCAGGACGAAUACGAGGAGUAUGGACCGCAGAUAGUCUUCAGGAAGUGCUUCUGAAUCGACUGAAAGGUUGAUGGCUCAUUUCAUCAACAGUGCUGCUGGCUGCUGAGCCAGCGGGACUCAGCUGUUGUCCCUCUCUGUGGAAUCUUUUGUUUUUCUUAAUUUUCUCUCCCCUGUUCUUUAGUGGAGGUUUCCUGCUUACACCUUAUGCACUUCCUAUACAGCCCACUAACACGGCAAUAAGGAAGUUGAUCAAAACGUUCCAAUCAUUACUAUUGUCGUUGCUAUCACUAUAAAACCUCUAAGUGUGUCUUAAAUUCUAAAUUUCUGUGUCCCAAGAACUUAAGCCUAAAUAUAUUCAUGUUCUGUGAUUAAGGGGCUGAAACUGAAGCUGCCCUUUAAUUCAUGUCUUUCUUUGUUUCCAGAAUAUGCAAUUGAGAAACAUGAAGAAAUUUUGAUGUGUCAGCUUUAAAUUGUGCAUUAAUCUGAUAUUGUCAAAAACCUUAUUUAUUGUUUUUGCUUUUAUGUGAAACAUGAUACUUGCUUUUACACAUGGUAGUCCAGCUGUAAUCUGCUGUGGUUCUUUAUGCACUGAAUGUUGAGUAUUAAGGGCUCUGCAGAAUUUAUUCUUAAAAAAUCUUCUGCAAUAAUGGAUUUGUCACAAUGCAACUUUCAGUGAUUCCUUUAGUUAAUACCACAUUUUCGUUGUAAUAUGACUCAGAUUGUCAUCAUAACACAUGACAGAAUAUAUUUGUUUUUAAUUUAUUUUUCUGUGCAGAAUCCCUUGAAUGGAGUGGCUCCUAAUACUCAUCAGAUGGGUGCAUUGUACAUGAGUUUUUCCUGAGGUCAUUGUUGGUUCUUCUCAGACCUCGUUGCACGUGUUGCUCUGGUACAUUGUGAACUCUGUAUAAUUUUUCAGUGUGGAGGUUGUUUUUUGUUUUGUUUUUUUUGUGUGUAGGGGACCAUUGUGUGUUUUACAUGCAUUCUUGCACAAGUUAUCCUUUUUGUGGACUCUGUUCCAGUGAUGCCAAACUGCUCAAUUCCUGUUAAAUUCUGAAGUAAAACAAACAGUGGCAGCCCAUGCUGUUAGACUUGGUGAACAUUUAAAGAUUUUUUUAUUAUUUAUUCUGUGCAUGAAAUUCAGUUGCAUGAGUUUGAAUUCCAUGUGUGUGUCUGUGUUGUUUUGGACUUGUGUGUGUACUUUGCAUGAAUUUUGUAUUUUUAAGUGUCUGUCUAAAAGCAGAGGGUUCGUCAUGUGGCCUAGAGCUCUGCUCUUAUGGGGAAAUUACUGAGCGGUGACAGCAGGAGCUGCCGUUUCAGGCAAGUUUGAAGUGAACAGGCUCAUGGAUUGUGUGGUUCUUCUAAUUGUAGUUAAAAGGCUGGGCCAAGUCCAGCAGUGUUUUUCCUGAACCAUGUCAAUUUUUUUUUUAAAUAAAUAUUGUAAUCAUCAUCCUGCUGUGCUGACUUUGUUUCAGUUGUAGACGUCUCUGAAUGUUGAGGCUAAAACGGAAAUGGAUCUGCUUUUUCAUAUUUGCCUAAAUGUAACCAGUGUGUUCCUGUGUUGUAUGAUAAUCAAAGGUAAGGAAAGUUUAUUUAUAUAGCACAAUUCAACAACACGGUGAUUCAAAGUGCUUUAG
Messenger RNA from Haplochromis burtoni (Burton's mouthbrooder), 6888 nucleotides. RefSeq lists its product as uncharacterized. Lineage: Eukaryota; Metazoa; Chordata; Actinopteri; Cichliformes; Cichlidae. The coding region runs from base 167 to 5308 and encodes 1713 amino acids. The transcript is spliced from 23 exons. The record is from RefSeq and is a predicted model, not a curated record.